This is a messenger RNA of Miscanthus lutarioriparius, 309 nucleotides long. NCBI's taxonomy places the organism in Eukaryota, Viridiplantae, Streptophyta, Magnoliopsida, Poales, Poaceae. The record is from the annotation of a GenBank genome assembly.
AUGGCGAUGCGGAUCGCGCUGACCUCCCUCCCCGCGCGCCUGCGCGCCCCCGCGGCCCCCUCCUCGGCGGCGGCGACCGGCGGCCUGCGCCUCCUCAGCGACGGGAAGGGCCGCAUGCUCAGCGAGGAGGAGCGCGCCAAGGAGAGCGUCUACGUCCAGAAGAUGGAGAAGGAGCGGCUGGAGAAGCUCAAGAAGCGGCUCGAGCAGGAGAAGUCCAGCGCCGACAAGGCCAAGCCCGCCGACGCCGACAAGCAGGGGGCGUUUAGAUUGGGGGCAUUUGGGUCCAAUUCUAUAACCGUGUGUGAGUAG